This is a messenger RNA of Sordaria macrospora k-hell, 915 nucleotides long. RefSeq lists its product as uncharacterized. NCBI's taxonomy places the organism in Eukaryota, Fungi, Ascomycota, Sordariomycetes, Sordariales, Sordariaceae. The record is from RefSeq and is a predicted model, not a curated record.
AUGCGGGCUUUUCUUCCCCUCGCUUUUUCCCACCUUUUGGUCACUGUCUGGGCCGGAGGCUACCAGUCUGGCCUCGAACGUAUUUGGCUAUUCAAGGCCUACGAGAUUGACGGACUCAAUGCCGAAGCAGACCAAACAAUUGGCAUGAGAUGCAACAAUUUCAAACCCAAUCUCAAAACUCCAGCAUGCAAGGAGGCAUGGAUUCCAUGUGUUGGUAAAUCCAGCAGUCGAUGCAACUUCGACGAAUUCAUGGACUUCCUGCAGCAAGAUGCUUCAGCCGCCCCUCAAGACCCCAACAACCCUGCAGCACCCAAACCCCAAACAAAAUGGGGUGUGUUCCAAGGCGACAAACUGGACGUACAAAAAACCGCCAUAAACAUCUUCAAACUCAGCAAGGGGAGAGGUUCCCCCGAAGUGCCUCCUCACCAGAUGAUGAAGAGCUCCGCAGUAGGCUAUCCAGAGUUCGUCAAGAUGGUCAGCAAAACGGUAGACGACACCUACAAGAAGCAUGGGAGCGUCGGGGAUCCGCGUUUCUGGCAAGAAUUUGACCAAAUCAGAGAGGACAUCAAGACGGCGCGUGUUGGAGAUCAUGGGCCGCAUCUCAUUAAAGCAGCGAACGAAGAUGAAAAGCUAAAAACCUACCAGCUUGAGAUCAAGCACAUUGGCAAACAUCCGGCAAAUGAGAGCUGGAGCUGGGACACAAUAGAUCAGGAGGCUACGAUUGCGAAGAAUACGAGGGUGGAUGAGAAAGGCAAUUCAAACGCUGACGUUGUGCGGAAAGAUCUGAAAGAUUUUUUCGAUAGGUAUUACGCUCUCAGGAAUGGGAAGAAAAACACCCCUGCAACCCGCCAUCGCAAUGUUAUCGAGGCAUAUACCGAGAGCGCAAAGGAGAGCGCGAGCUGCAGGGCUAAAUGA